This is a messenger RNA of Grammomys surdaster, 3464 nucleotides long. RefSeq names its product proline rich 36 (gene Prr36). The record is from RefSeq and is a predicted model, not a curated record. Bases 1 to 3330 code for a protein of 1109 amino acids. Lineage: Eukaryota; Metazoa; Chordata; Mammalia; Rodentia; Muridae. The transcript is spliced from 5 exons.
AUGGACAAGAGGGAUAGGAUAAAAUCAGGAACUGCCCCGCGGAUGGCGGCUUCACGACCCCCUGGCCUUCUGACUCCUAGGCCUCCUUCUGGGUCCGCUCGACCUCCUCCCCCUGUAACCACUGCUGCCCUUCGAGUCUUGGAAGCAAACGGAGCUAUGGGGCGAAGGCCUCUGGUGGAGCGAGCCCCAGGCGUCUGCAAAGCGGUUCUUCCACAGACCAGCAAAGCAGCUCUUCCACAGACCAGCAAAACAUCUCUUCCACAGACCAGCAAAGCAGCUCUUCCACAGACCAGCAAAGCAGCUCUUCCACAGACCAGCAAAGCAGCUCUUCCACAGACCACUAGUCACGGGCCACCAGCACGCAGUGCUGGGGCAGGUCCUCGCAGCCCAGCCAACAGGUCCCCAGCUUCUGGGAAAGGAGAGAGGGCCCCUAUGAAGACCUCUGGCCAGGGCUCUAUUUCUAGCCCGGGGCGUGCCAGCAGUGGGAUCGCCAGACCAGGCCCUGUUGUCCAGAAGGGACUCCAACCUCCGACUAAAGAACCUGUGGUCAGAGGUAAAACAUCAGAGACACCCAAAAGGAAUACUCUGAGCUCUGGAACACGAAGAGUUUUGUCUGCAGAUUCUUUAGGGCCCACUUCAGGAGCCCCCUCCCCCGCCAUCACUCGUCGGUCAAGGGCCCCAGCUACAGAGGUGGGACUUCCUCAACCAGCUCCCAGUGCCAGACAGCGUCCUCUCACCACCGAGGCAUCCAGGAAAUCUUUGAGCAGUGCUUCUGAAUCCAGUGCCACGGAGCUGAGCCCAGUCAUUAGGAGGCGCUCUGUCGCUGGUGGCAGCCUGCAAAAGCCGGUCUCCCGUUCACUGAUCCCCAGUGCUACUCAGCUCUCCCCAUCCCGCUCCGGGGUCUCACCGCGUGGAACCCCACGGGUUCCUGCGCAUACCUCACAGCUCAAGUCGAAAGGGCAGCAAGCUCUGCAUCCAACCCAGACCACAGUCCCAAGAAAGAGCAGGCCCUCUGUACAGAGCCUGAAUUCUGCUUCAUCUUCAGUCACGCCUGCUUCGCCUGGUGCUUCCUCUGUCCAGGUCCCAGAAGAUCCCUUGCAGGCCACACUUCCCCCCUCUCCACCCGCCACCCCGCCUCUACCCCAACAACUACCCCAACUACCCCAACUACCCCAAGCACAAGCCUCUUCACAAGCAAUGUCCCAUUCACAGUCUGGACAUGGCUCACUAUCACCUCCCCCUCUUUCUCUGCAGAACCUCCCCUCUCCACCAGCCACACCCCCUUUGCAAGCUCCACCCACAUGUCUGGGUACUGAAGAGGCCUCUGACUCACCCCCACCAAAAGCUGUAAUGUCUCCAUCGCUCCCUCCCCUUAUACAGAGUAUGCCCCCCAACCAGGCUUCUUCAGCAUCGCAGUCACAGGAGACUCUCUUGGUCACGCCUUUCUCACCUGCUCCUCUACCUCUAGCCACGCCUCCUCCACAACCCCUUCCUUCUCCGCCAAUUUCUCCACAGAAUUUGCCCACUCCCGUUGCCACACCCUCUCAGUUGCCUCUCUCCACUCUAACUACUCCCUCUUUCCCGGCCAACUUUUCUGUGUCUCCGCCCCUUCCCCAGGCCACGCCCUCUAAUCAAACCAUGCCGCCUUCACAAGAUCCCCUGUUUCUGGCCAUUUCUCCUCCAGUUUCUUCCUCUAUCUCCACCUCACCACCUGUGCUUGUCUCUCCCUCUUCCGUGGUCACACCUCCUCUGAUGCUCCCACCUUCUCCGACUUUGCCCACUUCACAGGCCUCUUUGUCGACCUUGCCGCCCGCACUGGCCUCCUCGCCCCAGCAGGCCACGCCUCCUCCUUUGGCCUUGUCCCCUCUGCCCAGCCAACUCUCUAUGGGCUCACUCUCUUUGCUUUCUUCUUUCUUGCCUACCCUCCCUAUGCAGCCACACACUCUACCCUCGCCUCCUUUGCAGGCACCUCCUGUUACAUACCCUUUACCUCUUUCCUCACCCUCUGCCUCACCCCCUCUGCCCGCUCUUCUCUCCCCUCCAGCCUCACCUCCUCUGGAGGGCCCUCUUUCUCCCUCAGCCUCACCUUCGUCUCCCUUGACAACUCCCCCUCCAGAAGCCCCACCUUCACUGGGCUCACCCACUCUUUCACCCCUGGCCACGCCCCCUCCUCAAGCCCCACCCCUGGCCUUGCCCCCUCUGCCAGUUUCCACCACCUUCCUGGACACAACCACAAGUUCUCCACAGGUUCCCCCCUUGGCUUUGCCUCCUCUACAAACCUCUCCUUCUCCUCUGACAAUACCUUCUCCUCAGACCCCACCUUCUCUGGCCUUGCCCUCUCUGCAGUCUCCCUACUCCCCAUUGGCCACAGCCACACCCCCACUACAGAUUCCCCUUGUGGUUUUACCUACUUUACAGACCCCUCCUUCUCCCCUGACCACUCUCCCUCCGGGGGCCCCUCCUUGCCUGACCUCGCCCAUCGUUCAGCCUCCUUCUCCUCCUGCCUCACCACCACUGCAAGCCCCUCGUCGACCCCCGACCCCGGGUCCAGAUGUCCCUAUCUCAGGUCCACGGCUCACCCUGGCGCUGGCCCCUGCCCCGCCGCUGCCACCCUCGCGAAGCCCCUCCAGUACGCUGAGCGGCCCGGACCUGGCAGGCCAUAGCAGCAGCGCCACGAGUACACCGGAGGAGCUCCGCGGCUACGAUAGCGGGCCCGAGGGCUGCGCUACAAUCUCCCCAGCCCCGGAUGCAGAGCUAGCUGCCUGCCACCCGGCCUCCUGGAGUCGAAGUUCUGCAGUGCGCGGCACUCCAGGAGUUCCCCUGCCGUGGCCUCCCACUGCUGGCCCGGGUUCCUCUGACGGCUUGUGCACCAUCUACGAAGCUGAAGGACCAGAGUCGGUGGCCCCCACCCCUGGGUCCCUAGAUGUGGAGCCAGAACUGAGGCCUGGCUCUGGCAGUGCGAAGGUGACUGCUGCAGCCUGCGCGGGAGCGUCGACGAGAAGCCCAAAGUCGGCUCGCCUUGGUGAGCUGCCGCUGGGGGCGCUUCAGGCGAGCGUCGUGCAGCACCUGCUGAGCCGGACACUGCUGUUAGCCGCUUCGGAAGGUGCAGCUGCCGGCAGCGAAGGUGGUUCAGGGGGCUCAGGGGGUGUUGGUGUCUCGGGAGGAUCCCGGGCUCCGCUCAGCGAUGCUGAAUUGGGCCGCUGGGCAGAAUUGCUGUCUCCCUUGGACGAGUCGCGUGCCAGCAUCACUUCGGUCACCAGCUUCUCCCCAGAUGAUGUGGCCUCCCCACAGGGUGACUGGACUGUGGUGGAAGUGGAGACUUUUCAUUGAGCCAGACCCUAGCCCUGUCCACCAUACAUAUACCACUUUAGAAUCCACCCUUCUGGUUACACCUCUUUUGUCUUAGUCUCCGCUCCCACUUCCACUUAAAUGGAUUAUGGAUUUUUUUUUUUUUUUAUACCUCU